UUAGCGUCAGGCGCCGUGCACUCCAAACUUACGUCCAUCUUGCUGACUGCAUUGUGCACCUGCUCGGGUUUGUCUCCGUGACGACCAUGCCACCCCAAGUGGACCUUGUCAUUGUUUUUCGUGUCUCUCCGCUUAAGGUGACAUCCCUAUCGAAGGAGCAAGUGCGCCAGAAUGUUCUGAAAGCCGAACGGCAAUACACUGCUCUAAUUGACACACUCAACAGAGCGGGUCUCAAAGCAGUUGGGAGGAGCGGAGAGAAUCAGGAUCAACUACUCAUACUCGUCACUUGUCCGCAGAAUGUACUGUCCAGGCUGGUGCACUGCGAGCGGUAUUCUGACUUCCUGUAUGGUCUGCCUAUGUCAAGGUUGCCGUCAGUUGAGGAAGACCUGGAUGCAGCUCCACUCUCGCCAGCUGACAGAAUACGUCUCGUGCACGCCUUUAUAUGCUCUACUCCCCAAGACGGAGGUCUUGGAAUCAUACCUGGAUGCAAAGAAUGGGACCUCGUGGAGUCCGUUAUGGCACUUCACGAUCACGACUUCAACGAACAUUGGAUACGAUUAUGGACAAGGCACCGUAUUGCAUCAGUGCAGCUCGACAAAAUAAGAGAUCAGUUUGGAGACUCAGUUGCCCUUUAUUUCUUUUUCCUGACGGCGUACACGCGUGCCCUCAUUUUUCCGGCUGUGCUUGGCCUCGUGUUUUACUUUUUCGGGACUCCAUAUUCGGCACUAUACUCCUCUCUCCUACUGGUGUGGUCUGUCGUAUUCGUGGAGUGGUGGGCCCUCCAAGAACGUAUUCUCUCGGUGAGGUGGUGCACUCGUGGAUCAUUCCGAGUAGAAAAACGACGAGCGGAUUAUCAUCCUGGCAUGCCUUGGUGGAAGAAGGAAUUCCGAAGGGUUGCGAGUAUACCCAUUAUACUACUUUUUGCCAGCGUCCUAGCAGUCAUUUUGACGGGGAUUUUCGUGUUUGAGGCGUUCGUAACGCGAUUAUACAAAGGCCCAGGACACCAGAUAAUCUCUUUCACACCUACGAUCCUGUUCAUGGCGCUCGUACCCAAGGUCAUGGCCAGUUAUAAGUCAUAUGCAAAGCGGUUCACGGAUUGGGAGAACCACGCACAUCAAUCGAGUCACAGUAAUUCGCUAGCGAUCAAAGUGUUUGCGCUCUCCGCAAUGAACGCUUACCUUGGUCUUGCGCUGUCUGCAUUUGUGUAUGUGCCUUUUGGAGAAAGUGUCAUGCAUUUUGUGCAACGAUAUAUUUUCUCCGGGAGUCGUCACGCAGCCGUCAUCCUCGAACGAUUUAGUAUAAACUUGAACGACACCAUCAAGGUCGGAUCGGGUGGUGGUAGAGGGGAGAAAAUGGUAGGAAAGGUGACCGCUCACAACUUGUUCGAAGCCGAUAGGGAGAAUGCGCGGCAAAAGCUGAACCCUUCGAGGUUACAAGAACAGAUGUUCGCGUUCAUCGUCACGAACCAGGUGGUGAACAACUUUAUGGAGAUCGGGUUGCCUUACGUUCUGCGGGCUAUUGAAUCCUUCCGGAGUGGAAAGAGCUUUCGCAAUGGCAAGAUAAAGAAGAAGCGUGUUGCUUUUGACGACGAGUCUGUCGGACAUGGACAAAACCAGGGCCAAGCUCAGGAGAAGCGUACCAAAGAAGAACGCGAGUUCCUUGAGAUCGUGCGCAGCGAGGUGACACGCCCAGAAUAUAACGUUUUCGAAGACUAUGGAGAGAUGGUGACGCAGUUUGGCUAUAUUGCGUUGUGGUCGACGAUCUGGCCAUUAGCACCUCUCAUGGCGUUGCUCAAUAAUUAUAUAGAGGCACGCUCUGAUGCUUUCAAGAUUGCGACCCACGCGAGGCGGCCGAUUCCCGUCCGCACGGACACGAUUGGGCCCUGGCUCGAGUCGUUGUCGUUCCUGACCUGGCUCUCUGCCCUUACGAACUCGGCACUCGCGUACCUUUUCCGCCCUCCUGAUCACGAGCUCAGCACUCAGAUGGACGUGAAUGGGGACGUUGGCACACAUCUCCACCAUCACCAUCAUGGUCACGGACGCAAUGGGUUGGCCGCGACGAAAGAGUUGCUUGGCCAUGCGCUUCUCGUUGCGCUUCUCGCUUCGCAUGGAUACUUGCUGCUGCGCACCAUAGUAAGACGCAUACUGGAGCUUGCGAUAUGGCGGGGCAGCGAGGAGGCAAAGGAGGCGGAGAGAGUGAACAGAGAGAUGAAGGAGAAGUACCUCAAGCAGUGCACGUCGCUCACCGGAGAGACCAAACCUGUUUCUGUGGAGGCUUCCGCCGGCGUCAGAGAUGAAUGGGAGGGGUUCUGGGCAGUCGAUGAAGGAGUUGAGGAGAUUCAGAAGCUUGUGAAGGACGCAUAAGCUGGUUGCUUUGUGAUUCUUACGUCUGUUGGUAUACGUCCGAUGUUACAUUCGUUCUGACACGUUGAUUUCCAUGUAUGCUUGCGCCCGGCGUUCGUGUUGUGCAUGUCAAGUGUACCCUUACUACUGAGCAUUUGUUUCCGUACUACCUAAUACGACA
This is a messenger RNA of Pisolithus orientalis, 2523 nucleotides long. RefSeq names its product calcium-activated chloride channel-domain-containing protein. Gene Ontology annotation, biological process: chloride transmembrane transport. Gene Ontology annotation, molecular function: chloride channel activity. Gene Ontology annotation, cellular component: cortical endoplasmic reticulum. NCBI's taxonomy places the organism in Eukaryota, Fungi, Basidiomycota, Agaricomycetes, Boletales, Pisolithaceae. The record is from RefSeq and is a predicted model, not a curated record. The coding region runs from base 87 to 2363 and encodes 758 amino acids. The transcript has 4 exons.